AUGACCGACGCAGAAAAAGCAUUGGAAUCGAACGGGUCCGAACCAACAGAGGUGCCAACCAAGCCCUCUUUUCCAGAAGGAGGUCUCAAAGGAUGGCUUGCAGUGCUGGGGGGAUGGUGUGUGAUGUUUAAUACCUUUGGAUAUAUCAAUGCCUUUGGAAUCUACGAAUCAUACUACAAAGCCACAUUCCUGCACAACCAAAGCGAAUCAAGCAUUGCAUGGAUCGGCUCCCUGCAAGCCUUCUUCAUGUUCUCCGGCGGCCUGAUCUCUGGCCCGAUGAUGGAUCGGUAUGGACCCACGCCCAUUCUCAUUCCAUGCUCCACACUCUUCAUCGCCUCCGUCAUGCUCACCUCCCUCUGCACCAACUACUACCAGUUCCUCCUCGCGCAGGGCGUUCUCGGCGGCCUCACAAACGGCCUGACCUACACACCCGCCGUGACAGCCAUCAACCAAUACUUUUUCCAGAAAAGACCCCUGGCCAUGGGCAUUGCCUCGAGUGGAUCGUCCCUCGCAGGCGUCAUCUUCCCCAUUGCCCUGAACCGCAUGCUCCACAACUCCCCCCUUGGCUUCGGAUGGUCUGUUCGGUGUCUGGGGUUCCUCAUGCUGGCAUUGAGUCUGAUCUCCUGUGCUGUGAUUACUUCCAAUGCGCCUCCCCGGAAGAGCGGCGCUCCCUUCUUGCUGGUGGCUUGGAAACAGCCGCAGUAUUCCUUGCAGAUUCUUGGGCUGUUCUUGGUGUUUUGGGGUCUUUUUGUGCCGUUCUUUUAUGUCCCGGGCUAUGCGGUGUCGAUUGGUCUCUCGGUUGACAUGUCCUUCUAUCUGAUUGCUAUUCUCAAUGCCGGAUCGCUCUUUGGUCGUCUUUCUGGGGGCGCUUUGGCGAAUCUGGUCGGCCGGUUUAAUACUCUGACGGGGGCCUCGCUGAUCUGUGCGGUGUUGAUCUUUUGCUGGUUGAGCGUCUCUUCUCAGGGUGGUCUGGUUGUUUUCUCGGUCUUGUUUGGCUUCUUUUCUGGAACGGUCAUUGGCUUGUUCCCGGCUACUAUUGCUAUGACUGCGAGUCGGCCUAAUGAGAUUGGCUCCUAUAUGGGAAUGGCCCUGGGCGUGCUGAGUCUUUCUACGCUUACGGGCACGCCUAUUUCCGGAGCGAUGAUUAAUAGCUAUGGGUCAUAUCAGCCUGCUAUCAUUUUUGCCGGCGUGGCGACGAUGUUGGGGGGCGCUAUUGUGUUCGGGGCUCGGGCCGUUUCUGCAGGCAAAAUUGCGUAA
Penicillium nucicola is the source of this 1257-nucleotide messenger RNA. Its product is annotated as MCT family MFS transporter. Gene Ontology annotation, molecular function: transmembrane transporter activity. NCBI's taxonomy places the organism in Eukaryota, Fungi, Ascomycota, Eurotiomycetes, Eurotiales, Aspergillaceae. The transcript is spliced from 3 exons. Gene Ontology annotation, cellular component: fungal-type vacuole membrane. The record is from RefSeq and is a predicted model, not a curated record. The coding region runs from base 1 to 1257 and encodes 418 amino acids. Gene Ontology annotation, biological process: transmembrane transport.